Messenger RNA from Malus domestica (apple), 1031 nucleotides. RefSeq names its product ethylene-responsive transcription factor WIN1-like. Gene Ontology annotation, molecular function: DNA-binding transcription factor activity; DNA binding. NCBI's taxonomy places the organism in Eukaryota, Viridiplantae, Streptophyta, Magnoliopsida, Rosales, Rosaceae. Gene Ontology annotation, biological process: regulation of DNA-templated transcription. The record is from RefSeq and is marked provisional.
GUAGCCUCAAAUUUCCAUCUGUUACCUUCUCUGCACUUCUCUGAACUCUCAAUUUAUCGUCCCUUCAUUCUUCUCUGUCUCUCUCAGAGUUAGACAAACAAACAAAAUGGUGAAAUCGAAAAAGUACAGAGGCGUCAGGCAGCGCCACUGGGGCUCUUGGGUCUCAGAAAUCCGCCACCCCUUACUGAAGAGAAGGGUGUGGCUAGGCACGUUUGAGACAGCUGAAGAAGCAGCCCGAGCAUACGAUGAAGCUUCCGUUUUGAUGAGCGGACGAAAUGCCAAGACCAAUUUCCCAAUAAUAACUUCUACAACUCAGAGUAAUGGUACCCGUACCACAGUAGGAUCAUCAGAUCACCCAAAAACUAGUAGCGGCGACUUGGAUUCACGAUCCGAACAGAAGGGUCUGUCGGAAAUCUUGCAUGCCAAGCUAAGGAAAUGCGGCAAGAUACCAUCUCCAUCCAUGACCUGCUUGAGGCUCGACAAUGAGAGCUCUCAUAUAGGAGUAUGGCAAAAACGUGCAGGUCAACGCUCUGAUAACUCCAAUUGGGUCAUGACUGUUCCACUUGGCAAGAAGAAGAAUAAUAGUACUGUUGAUACUAAUAAUGCUGAUGAUCAGAGUGUUCUGUCAUCACAAUUUAUGUCGAAUUCAGAUCAAUCUGCUUCGAUUGAAACAUCAUCAGAGAGGCCCCCCCAACUUAUGGCGGAGAUGGAUGAAGAAGAGAAAAUUGCGUUGCAGAUGAUAGAAGAGCUGCUUAACGGAAAUUGUGCAAGUUCGGAUUUAUCAUUUGGCAUUCAACAAGGGGAGGAAAGAAUUUAUUUGUAGUACUACUAACUAUUUAUGUAUUUGGUAAAAAUUAAGAAAUAUUUAGUGUUGUAUAUUACCGAUAUCAAUAAUCUAUGUACGUACAUAGGUGAAGCAAAGUCUGAUGAUAAAUAAUAUAUAUUUGGUUAUAUGGUGGUUGAAAGGGUGAGUGUAAUAAUUGUAACCCAUUACAGUGUCCAAUUGCAUGUAAUACCCUUUUUAAUUUGUC